UUCUUCUACCAGUAGUGGAUAUUAGAGUUUAGUUUUGAUUGCAGCCGGUGAUUUAAGCGACAAAUAGCAUUCUGCAGGCGUAUAUGGCAGUUUCCAAUCUAUAACCUCUGUGAUCUGUGGAAGUCGUGUUGAACAUAACCAAUUCAAUUAUGACGUUUGUAAUAGGCUCUAAAAACAGAAACAAAUUUUAUUGCAGCCAAAUUUUGUGUGUGAAUUAUCGAUUGUUAGUUUUUAAAGCAAGAUUUAACAGGAAAAGUGUAUAGGACUGGCCAAUCGCAUUUUCAACGAUAAAUGCCGGGUCGUUUGGACUAGUUUUUCAAAAGUUUGAAAAUAUAAAAGAACGCCGAAAUCUGCUAGACAUAAAGUACAUAAUGAUCCAAUGCAAAAAACUGGAAAAAAUGUGUUCUAGAAAGACGCAGAUUUCAACCAUUAAACGAAUCCAACAAUCAAAAGAACUCCAUCUUGUAGUCGAAAUCGUUCCAGAGCCAAUACAUAAAUUGCGACAACAAACGCGGGGAGAUUAUAAUGAGAGCAGGAAAACAAAUUAUUUCAAACAAUGCAAAAACCCAGAAAAAAUGCGUUCCGAAGAGACACAUAUUUCCACCAUUGAACGAAUCCAAAAAUCAACAGAACCACAGCUUGUAGUCAAAAUAGUUCCAGAACCAAUACACAAAUUGCGACAACAAACGCGGGAAUAUUAUAACAAGAACAGUAAAACAAAUGAUUUGGAACAAUGCAAAAAUCCAGAAAAAAUGCGUUACGAAAAGACACAGAUUUCCACCAUUAAACGAAUCCAACAACCAACAGAACCACAGCUUGUAGUCAAAAUAGUUCCAGAACCAAUACACAAAUUGCGACAACAAACGCGGGAAAAUUAUAACGAGAACAGGAAAACAAAUGAUUUGGAACAAUGCGAAAAACCAGAAAAAAUGCGUUCCGAAGAGACCCAGAUUUCCACCAUUAAACGAAUCCAACAAUCAACAGAACCACAGCUUGUAGUCAAAAUAGUUCCAGAACCAAUACACAAAUUGCGACAACAAACGCGGGAAAAUUAUAACGAGAACAGGAAAACAAAUGAUUUGCAACAAUGCAAAAAACCAGAAAAAAUGCGUUCCGAAGAGACACAGAUUUCCACCAUUAAACGAAACAAAGAAUCAACAGAACCACAGAUUGUAGUCAAAAUCGUUCCAGAGCAAAUACACAAAUUGCGACAGCAAAAGCGGGAAGAUUAUAAUGAGGACAGUAGUUUAACUAUCACAGAGGAACCCAGCGAGAAAAAGCAUAUUCCAAUAUACAGAACGAAAUUACCCGAACGAUCGAAGCCGACUACUCAAGUCAAAGAUUUAUAUGAUUUUACGGAUACCAGUCCUAAAGUUAAAGUGAAGAACAAACGAAGAUCUUCUAUUAUAUUUGACAAAAACACUUUUGAGAUCUUGCAGAGACUGCAGGAAAAAGAUAAUAAAUUAAAGAAAAAAGCCCUCAGAAAACUGAAGAAAACUUAUGAAGAGACGGUCAAUGGAAUCGUUUCAAACCUGAAACAGAAAAUAGCAAAGCGAAACCGUGACAAACCUAACGAAUGCCAGCCGCAUACAACUACCUCAAAACAGCAGGAACGGGAUGAACCCCGGAGAGAUGAAUGUGUUGUGCAUGUAAAAAACUUUGAUAAAGAAUUGAAUAUUGUUGCCAAUUUAUCAACAGUCAAAGAAAGAGAAGAAACAAACCCGACUAAAGAACAUCACAAAAUUGAAAACCCUCAACAUGAACAAGCUGUAAUUGAUACGACUGUGGAGCAAGCGCGAGCUUUCAAUACCCAAGAUCUUGAUCUUAUAAUGCUCCAAAGUAUUGGCGAUAAUUCCGUUAUUCUAAAAGAUUUAGAGAGCGGCUUUGGUUUUGACGACAAUGACCCGCCUUCUCCCCGCGCAAGUACCCCAGUUAAAAAAAUUAGUAUAUUGAGCAACAAGCUUCUACGACCAGCCUGUAAAGGUUCUGUAGAAUCACCUGUAAAUUUCCGUACGGAAAUUCCAAAUGCAAACAGUACAAUGGUUCAAGCAGGAGCUACAGCAAGUCCAUGGCGCACUAAUUGGAUUAAUGUGAAACGGAAUCCGCAUUUAGUCAGCUUUAAAGCCAACGCUUUGCCUACCGUAGAUCAGGAGAUGGUACUAAAUCAUUCUAUUGUGGAAAACUAUGAGAGGCAUUGCACUAAACGGCAACCUCAAAAGUCAACUUGCUCUGUGAAAACCAGAGCUGUGCAGAAAAGUAUUCUAGAUUUCGUAGAAAGCAACAUUGAUAAGGAAAACUCGAACUUACAAUGUUCCUUGUACGACUAUGAAGAUUUUAAUAGUCCUGAAAAAACUUUGAAAGCGGAGCAAAGACCAGUACAAAACGUAAAGAGAAAAGUGUUAGGGGAACUUAAUAAUAUACCCGCUCAAGAAAACCUAAUAGCUCCCAUAGUAGAAACUAAUACUGAAGAUAUUGAAAACACCACAUACUUCGGUUUUGAGCAAAGCACCUGCUCAAGCCCUAAAAAAGAUCAACGAAAUGGCAAACCCUUGCCUUCCCGCUUUGAUUUAAGCAACUUGAAGAAGUACAACAGAAGGGCUGGGCGGCUUCUACAACUGUCUCCUCGUGAAGAGUCAGCGUUAUCAGACGACAUAAAUGAAAGUGUUUCGAUACUUGAAAAUUCCUCUGGAGAAGAUGUUGGUGAAAUUCAAUUGUUUGAAGACCCUGAUAAAAUGUUCGAUCAGAUGGAAUCUUUCAGUGCUGUAGAUAAAAAACUCAAGAGAAAGCGACUACAUUCAUUCGAAAUGGAUGACAGCGACCAGACAUGUAAGCGCAAAACGAAGAAAACUAAACUAGAGAUUGAACAGGAAGCUUGGAUCCAGGACUUCAAUAAAAGGUGCGACGAGAUUGAUAGUAGUGCUUUAGAGAUAGAGUAGUUUCGCUUCGGACUUGAAAUAAGUCGUGUUUUACUGUGAAAAACGAGCAUUAUGAUUUAAAGCGAAACUGUGACGUUUCGGAUUUGGAAGUAUACAUUAUUUUACAGCCAUACGUUUUCUACGUGUUUAUAUACAUAUAUUUAUAGUAUUUUAUAAAAGCAUAUAAGAGUAUGCGGUGUAAGCGUUGUUUUUUUUAUUAGAGCUUUGUUCGUUGUCUUC
Dendroctonus ponderosae (mountain pine beetle) is the source of this 3155-nucleotide messenger RNA. RefSeq lists its product as uncharacterized. The coding region runs from base 372 to 2936 and encodes 854 amino acids. Lineage: Eukaryota; Metazoa; Arthropoda; Insecta; Coleoptera; Curculionidae. The transcript has 5 exons. The record is from RefSeq and is a predicted model, not a curated record.